AGGAUUUUGUCACAAACUAUUUCCUUUAUUUUCCGAGCAGAGCGAAGUUUCCAAAAACUUGCAUCACAGUAAGAGGUCGGACCGCAGCGCAGGUCGAUCCUUUCAGAUAACCUGAUUUUGACAUGUCGAUGCCUGUCUUUGUUGCGAAAUAAUGGAGCAGUAUCGGACGCGGUUUGAUAAGAUGACAGAUGAGAGGAUUUCACGAUGCAUGUACUGUUUGUUUUGGUGCACUGUUUGAAUUAUUGAUUCAGGAAUAAAUUGUAACGAAAAGAAGGGGGCGGUCAGCAAACGGAUCCGAUAACGUGUGUUAUUGAUGUAUUUGAAAUGAAUACAUUACUAUGUACGCGCUUCAACGAAACAGGUGGUGAUGCUGAACAGUUCAUCUGAAGGAACCAGCCAAAAUGGAUAUGUGAAAAAAUCACCAUUUGCAUUUAUUUCAAAUUUAUUUAAAAAAAAGAAAAAUCGUGGUUCAAGAAAUGAUGUGAAGUUCAAGGACUGUGCUUUUGGGGCAAUGGAAGGUGGAUCAGGAUGUCCAUCAACUUCCCCAAAGUACAAAAAUACUAACUAUGUACCAAGAGUACCAUCAACCCUCUCUGUAAAUGCUGUGGAUGUCAUGGUACAAACAACAUGCUGCCCCUCUUCACCAACUGUUUCCACAAUCACUCUUACCCCUGGUCGUACAAGGGAUAUAGACCAAGACAUGGCUGCCCUCAGGCUCUCGCGACAAGAUAAUCCUUUCUUACAGGUACUUGCCAGCAGAGAAAGUUUGGUGGAUAGUGUAGAAGAAUCAGAAUCUGAUGAUGCUAACUUAAUGUCACAGGAGUUUCCAGCAGACUUGGAUGUAGAUCCUCUAACAUUGCCAGAAAUUCAUGAACACAUGAUACGUAGCCCUCCACCAGUGUCCUGGCCAAAGUCACCAAAUUUUAAAGUCUUUCGCUUCCCCUUGCAGUCAAGUGAUGAUGAAUCUAGUCAGGACAGUUUAACACACAAUGGGAAGAAAACUCCAUUGAAAUUGAUCUCACCUCGUCAUUCAAGGGGGCAUUCAAGUGAUUGCCUCAAAGAAUUGUCUGCAGAAGCACUAAGUUCCUGUCAAGUUCCAACUCCAACUAAGUUGGGAUCUUCACCUCAUCAACACCGUUCCUCCAGUGAAACACGUGAACGUAGCCCAAAACCUUUCCUGUUGCUCAAUCCUGAAGUGCGUCGGUUGAGUACAAGAAGCUCUGAUGACAAUGUUCAACUAGUUUCAAAGAAUGACGAGUAUGAAAGACGCUCUGAUAUGGACAUAACCCCUAAUUUACCGCUCCUAUUAGCAAAGCGAUCAUCAUAAUGUUACAAGUGCAUCAUAUGUUCAUUAAUUAGAAUAGUUUUAAUACCCACUAGUCAUUAAUCGAAUAAUCGAAGCCCAUUCUCUGAUACAUUGAUUUACAUUGACAUUUUGUUAAUGUUUUCUGUAAUUAAUGUACGUAUUUUAUAUUGUACCUGUGAGUAAUUAUUCACCAAAAUGUGACCAUUAACUAUGAACAGUUGUGUUAUCUUACCUUAGGAUCCUGUUGCAUAUGUGUGCUCCCUCUUUUUUUUUAAAUAUGUAAUUACUGUAUAGGUAGUUUCUUUAUCAUUGUUAGUGAUCUCAAUAUUUAUAAAAGAUAGUGAGCAUAAUACCAAUGAAUGAGCAUCUGAACGAUGUGCUCCACUGUGUUGGAUUCUAGUCAUAUAUUACAUGACUGUAGGUUUCCUAAAACCAAAACUAUAUUCACAGUCAUAUUUGAACCACCCUUAAAAUUUACAUAAUUAUUUCAUGAUCUGGGGAAGGGGGGUGGUGGGAAGAAAUAAGAGACUGUAUAUUUAUACUUAAUACAGUUUUAAGGGCAGUUUGUAUUGAAGUAUUGGUUAAUUUCUUUUUUAAGACAGUUGUUAGUUGUAUCAUUUACUUAGAACCACUAUUUUUUUUUUUUUUUUGAAUGUGGAAUAAUGUUGGAUUUCCUUUCCUGUUCAUGGUGUAUUACAGUUGUCCUCCGCAUAUACUUUAGCGAAGACAGUUUCAUUUGUCCUUAUUUUUGCAAUAUAUCACACACACACACACACACACACACACACACACACACACACACACAUUAUUAUUAUUAUUAUUAUUUCAUCUGGGGUACAUUUGUACUCUGAUUUUUCCUUUUCUUCUCUCACUUUGUACUUUGUAUAAUUCAUUUGUUCAGAUACUGAGAAUACAAAUGAAGCACUGCUAUUCUUCUCUGUUGCUGUACCAGUGUUCCACACCACCAAAUUUGUUACUUAAUCCAUUGAUCUUGCACCUCACUUUUCCUAUUUUUAAUGUAAUCACAUAUACAUACUUUUUUAAAAUUUGUCUUCCUUCAUAAAAUGCUUUAGUUAUCUUUGACCUGAGUGUGGAUGUGUACUAAGAAUCAUUAUUUAGUUUCAUUUUACUUCUUUAAAAAUGGUAUUGGAGCUUUUGUUAAUCUGAAACUCUGCAGAAUCUUUGACCUACAGAGUUGACAUGUUAACAAAAAUUCCAUUCCUCCCAUCAUGUGUCAGUGACUCCCAAUAGCUUUCCUUAUCGCCAUUUUGUCCUUCAUUGUUGAAACUAUUGGCCAAGUGUGUAUUCCAGUGUACGCCACAGAUUUAUUUUUGUUAUUAAAAUAAUAUAUGAAUCAUGAGCUUUGUUGAAAAUUGAGUUAGGUGGUAUGAUAGCAUCAGAUUAAGCUUAUUGCCCUGAAAGCUUCAAAAUAUCACCAUACUUUGCUUGAUUCCAAAUAGUUUGUUGUUGACUUAACUACUUUUUGACCUACAUCCCAUGUCACAUACACCCUGCACAGUAACUAAUAUACUAGGAGAAAAAUGUUGAAUUGUGUGCUCACUUGUUCAGUCAUGUUAAAGUUAGAUGGAUAGGUAGAAUCACUUAAACUUGAGCUGAAGGAAUAUUUGUGAAUUACUAUAAUUGAGAAUGUAUGGUUAUACUUGACAGCACAAAACGGCCAACAGGAAGUGUGGUCGUCAGAAAAAUGUGAUCCUAGAGAUUAAUAAUAAUUAAGAACAUUGACUUAUAAGAUGUAUAGUUCACAGAAGCUCACAAUGAUUCGGCAAGGAUUCUGGAAAUGUGAAAUUAUUGCAUGUUUUAUGUGUUGUUGUUGAAUUAAUUUGGAUUUUAAAUUUGUCAUAUUGUGUGGUAGUGGGCUUGCAAUGUUCCAAAGGGGAAAGGUUCAUUAUUGGCUGUUCUUAUAGAUUGUUCAAAACUGUUAUGAACCAGUUGUUAAGCAAAGCCCUUGUUUCUGUGAAACGUUUGUUUUAAUGCUGACCACUGAUGUCGUUCAAAGCAGGAUUCAAUUUCAGAUCUGCUCUGGAAAAGUUUCUGUUUUUACUAAAUUGGUUGUGACAAGUUGCUUAUGGCCUUUGCGUUUUGUAUGCCAUAUUAUUUCUCUCCUGUUUUCAGUUCCAAAUGAUAAUUUGAGCAGACACACAUUUUUGAGAUAUUGAAACAUUGAUACUGUGAAAAUAUUUUUUUGAAAAUUGCCAGUGAUGUUUGAAUUGCAACAUCCUCACAGUUUGUAGUAGAUUUUAAGGAAUAGUAGUGCCUUCUGAAAGCUGCUUAUACGAAAUAUUUGGAGCUUAGCAACAACUAUUCUCUGUAUUACAGCAUGUUAUUUACAGAACUGAUAUUCAGUGUGUGUGUGUAUGUUCACAAUAAAACAUAAAUUCAGAUUUAUUACUCCUAAGAUGAAUCAGUGCUGGCUACAUUUAGAGAUUUACUGGUGUUUGAGAUAGUAUAUAAAAGUUAUCUGUGGAUUGCAAUACUGAAGAUUCCAUAAAUUCAGUUGUUAGACCUGUUGAAUCUCAGAAAGAUAUAAAAUGUAACUUGAGAAGUGUUUGAAGUGUCAGUGACAAAAUUUCACUCUUUAUGGAAACUCUAGAUUUUUAAAGGGUUUUGAAAUGGGGGAUGCUUGUUCAUAUAUUAUAUGGAUGUUUGUAGGGUACAUAGUUUAGUACAAGCUAUUCAGUAAUCAGUCAUUACAAGCAGAAGAUUGGUGUUAAUACUUAUUACAGUGUUAAAAAAAUUUAGCUUAUGCAGCUCAUAACAGUCCAUGUUUUUACCAGUACGAGAUCAGGUGACUUCCAUUAUAUUUCCAUUGUGGUUUGUACCCUUUAUGCUUGGGAUAAGGAAGGAUCAUCUGUGCAAGAACUGAAUUACCCCCUUGAUACUUUAGCCGAAAAUGGAUUCCAUUGAUGCUUUUUAAGAGAGUGAAGUUCAGUUACUGGAAGAUUGUCAGGGUACCAUUUCCUUUCAUGGUGUGCUUAGGAUUUGCAUUAAUCAGGCACCCUUUCCUCCCUUUCCUUGUCUCUCUCUACUUUAUUUAUGAGUACAGUGGCCUACAUGUAUCUUUCAGGAAGAAAAAUUUGGUUUCUUUAUUAUCGUUUAUCCUCAAUAAUGGAAAUCAUUGUAGCAG
Schistocerca americana (American grasshopper) is the source of this 4451-nucleotide messenger RNA. RefSeq lists its product as uncharacterized. The record is from RefSeq and is a predicted model, not a curated record. Bases 368 to 1327 code for a protein of 319 amino acids. NCBI's taxonomy places the organism in Eukaryota, Metazoa, Arthropoda, Insecta, Orthoptera, Acrididae. The transcript is spliced from 7 exons.